Messenger RNA from Hemicordylus capensis (graceful crag lizard), 4428 nucleotides. RefSeq names its product N-terminal glutamine amidase 1 (gene NTAQ1). The record is from RefSeq and is a predicted model, not a curated record. Lineage: Eukaryota; Metazoa; Chordata; Lepidosauria; Squamata; Cordylidae. Gene Ontology annotation, cellular component: nucleus; cytosol. The coding region runs from base 3675 to 4256 and encodes 193 amino acids. The transcript has 6 exons. Gene Ontology annotation, molecular function: protein-N-terminal asparagine amidohydrolase activity; protein-N-terminal glutamine amidohydrolase activity.
UUGCUGUACUUUUUAAGAGAGGGGGAGAAAAGCAGCACAUUGUUAAGAUGCACAUGUAUACAUUUGAUUGAUUGAUUGAUUGAUUAAGUGCCUCAAGUCGGUGUCGACUCUUAGCCUCCACACAGAUAGAUUCUCUCCAGGAUGAUCUGUCUCCAACUUGGCCUUUAAGGUCUCUCAGUGGUGCAUUCAUUGCUGUCCUAAUCGAGUCCAUCCACCUUGUUGCUGGUCGUCCUCUUCUUCUCUUGCCUUCAACUUUUCCCAGCAUUAUGGACUUCUCAAGGGAGCUGGGUUUUCGCAUAAUGUGUCCAAAGUAUGAUAGUUUGAACCUGGUCAUUUCUGCCUCGAGUGAAAAUUCUGGAUUGAUCUGUUCUAUGAUCAAUUUGUUUGUUUUACUGGCUGCCCAUGGUAUCCUCAGAAGUCUUCUUCAGCACCAAAGUUCAAAAGCACCAAUGCUUUUUCUGUCUUGCUUCUUCGAAGUCCAACUUUCGCAUCCAUAGAGUGUCACAGGAAAAAACAUUGUCCAAAUGAUUCUAAAUCUUUGUAGGUGUAGACAUGUCACAUCAUCUAAAUAUCCUUUUCAAGGCCUUCAUUGCAACCCUACCAAGUGCUAGUCCGCAGCAUAUUUCUUGACUGCUAGAUCCUUUGCAAUCCUAAAAGGCAGAAGCUAUCCACCACAUCAAUGUCCUCAUUAUCAAUUCUGAGGCUGGUUGCUGUACCCAUUGUCAUUAGUUUAGUCUUCUUUACAUUUAGUCGUAGCUCCAUUUUUUCACUAUCUCGUUGACUUUCAUUACUAGAGCUUGCAGAUCAUCCGCUUUCUCAGGAUCAGAGUGGUGUCAUCAAUGUAGUGCAGGUUAUUGAUGUUUCUUCCUCCAACUUUAUAACCACGCUCAUCUUCUUCCAAUCCAGCUUCUCUUAGUAUAUGUUCAGCACAGAAGUUGAAUAAAGAAGAAAGUAUACAGCCUUGUCUUACUCCUUUGCCGAUCUGGAAUGAGUCCGUUUCACCAUGUUCCAUCUGGACUGUGGCUUCUUGUCCUGUGUAUAGGUUUCUCAAUCGAAGGCCUUUCUGUAGUCAAUGAAGCACAUAUUGACUUCUUUCUGGUAUUUUUUGGCUUUCUCAAUUAUCCAGCGUGCAUGAGAAUGGGGUCUCUUGUUCCUCAGCCUUUUCUGAAACCAGCUUGAACAUCCGGCAAUUCGCUUUCCACAUAGGGCUCUAAUCUACAUUGGAUGAUCCUGAGCAUUAUUUAUUAUUAAAACUUUUAUACCGCCUUUCCAAAAGGCUCAGGGUGGUUUAUUUUGCUAGCAUGUGAAAUUAAGGAUAUUGUGCAAUUGUUUGUGCAAUCUGUUAUGUCUCCUUUCUUUGGUGGGGAAAUGUAGACUGACCUCUUCCAAUCUGUUCGCCACUGUGUCGUUCUCCAAAUUUGCUGGCAUAGUUUGGUUAGAGCCUUGACUGAUUCUUCUUCUGUUGACUGCCAUAUUUCUAUAGCUAUUUCAGCAAUUCCUGUAGCCUUCCAACUUGGUAAUGACCAGAGUGCUGAUCUAACCUCAUAUUCCAGUACUAGAAGUUCUUGCAAGUAGGGAAUAUCUUCUAGAGUAUCUUGGAUGUUGAUGUCCCUGCGGUACAGAUUUUCAGUAUACUCCUUCCAUCUCUGUUUGAUCUUCUCUGAAUCAAUUACUAUCUGUCCUUUGGCAUCCCUUAACAUACCAGUUCAAGGUUGGAACCUCCCUCUGAGUUCAGAGAUCUUUUGGAAAACUUUCCUUGUUUUUCCGUGUCUAUUUCCAUCCUCAAAGUCUUUACAGAAGUUAUUGUAAUACUGCUCCUUGUCUCUAACAGCUUUCUGAAAUGCCUAUUAAGUUCCUACCUGAAGUCUUUCUCUUUCUUGACUUUGGCUUCUCUCCUCUUCUUGGCAAUUUCCACCAUCUGUUCUGACAUCCAUUUUGCUUUCUUCUGUUUCUUAGUCUUUGACAGUCUCUUUUCACAUUCGUCCUUAACUUAUUUGAUUCCAUUCCACAGUUUCUCUUGUUCCCUAUCAAUGAGGUUCAGAACUUCAAAGCGGUUCCUGAUGUUCUCCUUGAAAAUGGUGGGCACAUUCUCAAGAUCAUGUUGUAGAAGAUGGAUAGCUUUGUUUUUCCACUUUAGCUUGACUUGGAACUUGCAUAUGAGCAGUUCGUGAUCUGUUCCACAAUCGGCCCCCAGGCAUGUCUUUGCUGUUAUAACUGAGCUCUUCCACCUCCUUGCACCAAUAAUGUGAUCAAUUUGAUUUCUGUUCUGUGUACUCCAUCUGGUGAUGUCCAUGUGUAUAGACGCCACUUUGGUUGUUUAAAGAAUGUGUUAGCAAUGAAGAGAUCAUUGCCUGGAAGAAACUAAUAAGUCGUUCUCCUGCUUAGUUUCUGUUUCCUAGGCCAUAUAGGCCGACUGUGUUUUCCUCCUUACCUUUUCCAACUUUGGCAUUCCAGUCUCCAACCACCAGCAUCACAUCUUGCUUACAUGUUCUGUCAAUUUCAGACUGAACUUGAGAAUAAAACUCAUCAACUUCCUCUUCUUCUGCAUCACUCAUUGGAGCAGAGACUUGAAGAACUGUCAUCUUAAAGAGUUGUCCAUGAAAUCUAAUUGAUAUUAGUCGGUCACUGACCACAUUGUACCCAAGUACUGUCAUUGCUAUAUCCUUCCUGACUAUGAAAGCAACACCAUUCCUUCUUUGGUUUUCGUGUCCUGAGUAGUAAACUGUAUGAUUUUCUGACUGAAAGUGUCCCAUUCCAGUCCAUUUUAAUUCACUGAUGCCCAAAAUGUCAAUCUGUAGUUGAUUCAUUUCAUCUUUCACUGUGUCGAGCUCUCCCAUAUUCAUGCUUCUUAUGUUCCAUGUUCCCAUUGUAAUUCUGUCUUUGCUGCUUCGGAUUUUCUUUUCCCGCACGGCAACAUUAGCAGCUAGACGUCCAAAAGCCUUUAGUGUCAUAAAUACCAUCGAUACGCUGAGAGAUCCUCAGUUCUUCCUCAGUAGCAUGUUGAGUACCAUCCGACCUGAGGGUCCCAUCAUCCAGCACUACAUCGACAACAUUAGGAGCAUGCAUACGUGUGCACACGUACACAUUAGUAGCCACAAGGUUGAGCAGUAAAGUUGCCAACUCUGAAGCUUUUCCUGGAGUUUCCCCCUCUCCAGUAUUUUUCGCAAGUUGAACCUGUUAAAUAUCCAGGAUUGCCUUGAUGCCAAUUGCUCCAGGCCAAUUCUGGAGUCUCCAGGCCAGUGCUUGAAGGGUAGCAACCCUAUAUAGAAGCAAUAUCAUGUUUUAUUCAUUUACAAUAUAAAUAAAAACAUAAAACACAGAAUUAAGAUAUCCAACAUAAUUUGCUAGUUCCAGAAGGAUAGCCUGCAGCCAGAAUAAAAGCCAUAAUAAAUUAAAUAGCCUUAACUCUGGUCUGAAACCAGCAGAUUUUUUACUAUUUCCUUUGAGCUCAGGCUCCAAAAAGUUGGGAAAUUGACUGAUGCCUUAACAGACAUGCCACAUACCCAGUAAUGAUGUGCAAUGUCACAAAUUGUGCUCGCUUACAACUUGCCGUCCAUAUAACCAAACUUUUCCUUGGUCUUUGAAGAGAAGUUGUCCUGCAAGCUAAUGAAGUAAACAACAGACAAGAGUCAUAGGGAUACUAAACUCAUGGGAUAAUUCCUCUAGCAAUACAGAUGCUUCUUCAGUCUGUAGGGGACCAGGACAAUAUGGGGCAUCUUCACAGCGAGGAAAAUGUAUGGAAACUUUGUGAAUUCAUCCAAAACCGGAAUCAAUAUCCCUUGGAGGAGUUUUAUGCUGUUUUCAUUUCCAAUGAUAGAAAGAUGGUACCACUUUGGAAGCAACAAGCAGGAUGUGGAGAUCAGCCUGUGAUUUGGGAUUACCACGUUGUUUUGCUUCAUACGUCAAGCAGGGGCCAGAACUUUAUUUAUGAUCUUGACACUGUGCUACCUUUCCCAUGCCCUUUUGACACCUACGUUGAGGAGGCAUUUAAAUCGGACAGCAUUAUUCAUCCUGAAUUUCGGAGAAAAGUCAGAGUGGUUCGAGCUGAUGUGUACCUGAAGAUGUUUGCUUCUGACCGGUCCCACAUGAAGGAUGCCAGUGGGAAUUGGCUGAAGACUCCUCCACCCUACCCAUGCAUUGAAACUGCAGACUUUAUGAUGAACUUGAACGACUUCAUCAGUAUGAAUCCAGGUGUAGGAUGGGGAUCUGUGCUCCCCCUUCCUGACUUCGUGCAGGGUUUUGGCAGUCAGAGCUGAUUCCAGCUUAUGAUGAAGGACAAUGAAGUUGUUAAAGUUGAGACAUCAAGCUGAUGACACUUGCCAUUCUAUUUAUUGCUUGUUGUGUUUAAAUAUGGCAUAAUAUGAUGUGUUGCGUUUCGGCAAAUAAAAUAAUGUACUGAACUAAAUAAACCUUUUUAAAUUUUUGAAA